Messenger RNA from Dentiscutata erythropus, 2043 nucleotides. Lineage: Eukaryota; Fungi; Glomeromycota; Glomeromycetes; Diversisporales; Gigasporaceae. The record is from the annotation of a GenBank genome assembly.
AUGUGUGGUAUUUUCGCCUACCUCAAUUACCUUGUCGCUAAGGAUAGACAAACAAUCUUUGAUAUUCUUACAAGCGGCUUAGCCCGUUUAGAAUACCGCGGUUAUGAUUCAGCAGGUCUAGCUGUGGACGGCGAUGCUGCCAAAGAAGUGUUCAUCUAUAAACAAGUAGGGAAGGUUGCCGCUUUAAAAAAACUCGUGUCAGAGCAGAACAUUGACUUUGAAAGAACAUUUGUUAGCCAUUGCGGUAUGGCCCAUACGCGUUGGGCUACUCAUGGUCAACCUUCACCAACAAAUUCUCAUCCUCAUCGUUCAGAUCCAAAAGGCGAAUUUACUGUGGUUCAUAACGGUAUUAUUACCAAUUAUAAAGAAUUGAAAACAGUUCUCGAAAACAAAGGCUAUCAUUUUGAAUCAGAAACAGAUACCGAAGCAGUUGCUAAACUUGCAAAAUAUAUCUAUGAUACACAAAAUCCUAAUCAAAAUUUAAGCUUCACCGCACUUGUCAAGGGUGUUGUCAAGGAACUGGAAGGUGCAUUUGCCUUGAUCUUCAAGAGCGUCCAUUAUCCCGAUGAGAUCGUUGCCACGAGGCGUGGGUCUCCCCUUUUGGUUGGUGUUAAGACCGAGAAAAAAUUAAAGGUAGACUUUGUUGACGUUGAAUUCGACGAAAAAGUUUCAGAAGCAGGAGCAGGAAAUUUAUUGUCACCUACAGAUGGCAUUCCGAAACUUAGACGUAGUCAAUCACGCGCCUUUCUUAGUGAAGAUGGAUUACCUCAACCUAUUGAAUACUUUCUCGCGUCCGAUCCUUCUGCUAUCGUAGAACACACAAAACGUGUACUAUACCUUGAAGAUGAUGACAUUGCUCACAUUGGUGAAGGAGAAUUACAUAUUCAUCGUUUAAGACAUGAUGAUGGAAUAUCUGCUAUUCGUUCUAUCCAAACCUUGGAAAUCGAAUUGGCUGAAAUUAUGAAAGGUUCUUUCGAUCAUUUUAUGCAAAAGGAAAUUUAUGAACAGCCUGAAUCUGUAGUUAACACUAUGCGUGGUCGUGUUAACUUUGAGACUCAUAAAGUCACCCUUGGUGGCCUCAAAGCAUAUUUGGCGACUAUUCGAAGGUGUAGACGCAUAGUAUUUUGUGCUUGUGGUACUAGUUACCAUUCAUGUUUAGCUACCCGUGCUAUUUUUGAAGAACUAACAGAGAUUCCUGUUUCCGCGGAAUUAGCCAGUGAUUUCUUAGAUAGAAAGACCCCUAUAUUCAGAGAUGACGUAUGCGUGUUUGUAUCGCAAUCUGGUGAGACUGCUGAUACAAUUCUUGCUUUGCGAUAUUGUCUCGAACGCGGCGCACUUUGCCUCGGUAUUACUAAUACAGUUGGUUCAACAAUCUCGCGUGAAACGCAUUGUGGUGUUCACAUUAAUGCUGGUCCUGAAAUCGGUGUUGCAUCUACUAAGGCUUAUACUUCACAGUAUAUUGCUUUACUGAUGAUGGCUAUUCAAUUAAGUGAAGAUCGUACGUCCAUGACACAAAGACGAAUCGAUAUUAUUAAUGAACUUUAUAAGUUGCCUCAAUACAUUAAACAAGUUCUCAGUAUUGAUAAAGAUUUACAAAAACUUGCCAAAAACGAACUUUUAAAAGAAAAAAGUCUCUUAAUUAUGGGUCGUGGCUUCCAAAAUGCCACUUGUUUAGAAGGUGCUUUAAAGAUUAAAGAAGUUUCAUACAUGCACUCAGAAGGAAUUUUGGCAGGCGAAUUAAAACAUGGUCCUUUAGCACUUAUUGACGAGAACAUGCCUGUUAUUCUUAUUAUGACUAAAGAUUCUCUAUAUCCGAAAGUACAAAGUGCCCUCCAACAAGUCUCAGCUCGCAAGGGUAAGCCUAUCAUUAUCUGUAAUGAUGGCGACGAAGGUAUAGAAGUUCAAUACGAAGCAAUUCGUGUGCCUCAGACCGUUGAUUGUUUGCAAGGUAUUCUCACAAUUAUUCCUUUGCAAUUGCUAUCAUAUCACCUUGCUGUGUUAAAUGGAGUUGAUGUCGAUUUUCCACGAAAUUUGGCUAAAUCU